This is a messenger RNA of Myodes glareolus (Bank vole), 237 nucleotides long. Lineage: Eukaryota; Metazoa; Chordata; Mammalia; Rodentia; Cricetidae. The record is from RefSeq and is a predicted model, not a curated record.
CCUCCUCAAACCGCCGUCCCGCAAUCAGCCAUGGAUCAGGUAAUGCAAUUUGUUGAGCCAAGUCGGCAGUUCGUAAAGGACUCAAUUCGGCUGGUUAAAAGAUGCACCAAGCCCGACAGAAAAGAAUUCCAGAAGAUUGCCAUGGCCACAGCCAUAGGAUUUGCUAUCAUGGGAUUCACUGGCUUCUUUGUGAAACUGAUCCAUAUCCCUAUUAAUAACAUUAUUGUGAGUGGCUGA